Messenger RNA from Capsicum annuum, 1298 nucleotides. RefSeq lists its product as uncharacterized. The transcript has 3 exons. Bases 150 to 1004 code for a protein of 284 amino acids. Gene Ontology annotation, cellular component: membrane; clathrin vesicle coat. The record is from RefSeq and is a predicted model, not a curated record. Gene Ontology annotation, biological process: endocytosis. Lineage: Eukaryota; Viridiplantae; Streptophyta; Magnoliopsida; Solanales; Solanaceae.
AUCCAACACGUCUCCCUCGCCACCAACAAUGUCACCUUUCUUCUUCACUCGAAAAAUAUCUAAACUCCAAACUCUUGAAAAAAAAAAACAAUUAAAACAUUCUAAUCUCCAAACAAACACUGAAUAUAAUUUGGUCUCCAACUCCCAAAAUGAUGUCGUUUGAGGAAGACGAAGAAGCGUUUGAGCACACGCUCCUCGUUGUGCGUGAAGUCUCCGUUUUCAAAAUCCCGCCACGUCCGACUAGCGGCGGCUACAAAUGCGGCGAGUGGUUACAAUCCGACAAGAUCUGGACGGGUCGACUCCGGGUCGUAUCGUGUAACGAGCGUUGUGAGAUCCGAUUGGAGGAUCCGAAUUCUGCGGAGCUAUUCGCGGCGUGUUUUGUGGGACCCGGACAGAGAGAGAGUUCGGUGGAAUCGGUGCUCGAUUCGUCGAGGUAUUUUGUGAUGAAGAUCGAGGAUGGGAGAGGGAAACAUGCGUUUAUUGGAUUAGGGUUUAAUGAAAGGAAUGAAGCGUUUGAUUUCAAUGUAGCGUUAUCGGAUCAUGAGAAGUAUGUAAAGAGGGAGAAUGAGAAGAAGGAAGUUGGUGAUAGUGAAGAUGGUGAUGAUAGUAAUCAUAUUGACAUUCAUCCUGCUGUCAAUCAUCGAUUGAAGGAAGGUGAAACAAUCCGGAUAAAUGUGAAGAACAAACCAUCUAGUGGGACAGGCAUGCUUUCGGCUGUGGGAUUGGCAGCUGGAACAACAGGAGCUGUGAAAAAAAACCCUGCCCUUGCACCUCCACCUAGUGGAGGUAACAAGAUCAGGUCUCCUCUUCCACCCCCUCCAAAUGAUCCAGCUUCUUCUCGAAAGACUUCUACUACUCCCAGUAUUGAUCUCAAGGGGUCAAAGGGAAAUGCCAGGCAUUCCACUGAUCCACUUUCAGAUCUCUCUCAAAUUGAGAGAAGCCUUCCUUCUGCCACUGGAUCUGGAUCAAGUAAAACCACAGCAGCUGGAUGGGCCGCGUUUUGAUUUGUGUGUUAUCGCUGACAUGUAUUUUUGCUGUUGUAUUACCAUAGAAAAAUACACGGGGAUUCAGAAAAUUGAAGAGAAAUUUCAUGCUAUUUUUUCCCUCCCAUUUUGGAAGAUGAUUGCAGUGGAAUAUGUUCAUGUACUGGCUUGACUAGUGAAUCGGCUUUUGUAUUACAUGCAAUAAGGAAAAUAAUACACAAACAUCUUCGAGCUUUGUAGAAGUAACUGAUUUCUUGCAGCGACAUGAUUUCAAAAACAUAUUUUUAUGUAUUACAAUGUUAUUUAAGACUUCAA